GAUCAUAUUUAACUGACCACUAUCACUUUGUUUAUGUAAAUGAGGAAAAGUCAUGUCACUAUCAGGUUAAAUAAGGCGUACCGCAGGGAUCAGUUCUAGGUCCUAUCCUUUUCUCGUUAUUUAUGUAGAUAUAAUGGAGACAUUAUCAGGAAACAUAACAUACUAGUGAAACCCACCAGUUUUCUAAGCUAACAGACUGUAUUAGCAAUAUGGAUGGCAAGUAACUUCCUUAUGCUAAACUCCAAUAAGACAGAGAUACUUAUUAUUGAACCGAAUCGCUCUAAACUAAAUAUGUUAGAUAACAAGUUGCCCAUAGACGCCUGCACUGUUGUGCCAUCUUCCACAGUCAAGCACCUAGGUGUGAUGUUCAACAGCAAUCUAUCUUUCGAUAGUCAUAUCUCUAACGUCUGCCGCACAGCAUUCUUACAUCUUAAAAAUAUUCUUGCUAUAAUAUUCUUACACCCUAGACAAUAAACAAGAGACAUGUUGUAAUUAAACUUGAGUGUGUGCGUCCUUUUCUCUUUGGGUUCCCCUUCUUGCCACUUCCUGACACUGAUGAUUACAUAUCUGGAUUCCAGUAAGAACAGGCAAUCUCAUGUUUCAUUGGAGGUCAUUUGCAUUUUUUGAGGUGUUUCUAAGGUAGUGCCAGUGUGUAUAAAAGCAGCAGAUACCAUGUUCUUCAUAUCACUUGGUAAAAAAAAGGGCCGUUUCGAUUUCAGCACAUUUUAAGAGAAUCUUUGCAUAAACCUACUAAGGAUGGCUGAUGACAGUAAAGCUUUGGUACAAUGGAGCCCAUCUUUCGUGGAGGAGCUUCUCCCCGCUGCACAGAAGACUGCACUUCUGUACAAUCUCUCUUACCUGUGCCUGGCCAACUUCCCCACCCUUGAGAGGAUCAUCAGGACUCGGGCUGUGGAAACCCAGCUUCUGUUUGGCUCCUCUGAUGCAACCAUGCUGAAGUGCAUUUUAACCAGUGAAAACCUGGUUCAGUCGCUGUUUCCCAUGCUGGAGAAAGCUGUGGAGAAAAAUAAGCCGGUUUUGGCCGUCAAAUACCUAGAAAAAGCACGAGCAUGGAUCAAGGACAUUAUCAAAGAUGUGGACAGGAUUGUGGAAAGGUAUGAUUUACACAACAAAGAUGUUGCAACGUCCACCAGCGAUGUUAUUAAGGAAAAAUUAGAUACAGAGAAAGUGAUGAAAGAAAAAGACCAGGAGUUGAAGAAUAAUGAAGAAGCUUUGAAUCAGCUGAAAGCUGAACUCCAGAAAGCCAGCACGGAGCUUGCUGAAGUCGAGAAAAAAAUAAAUGCGAAAAGUCAGGAGCUUCAAGGUUUUUCCAGAUCCAUAACCCAAACCAGUAAAGGCCUCGGCAUCUUCGCUGCACUUGUUCCCUUCAUCGGGCUGAUUGUUAAAAGCAUUUAUGAUGCUGCAAAAGAUCAUGAACACUCUGCAAAAAUGAAGGCUCUUGAAGCUGAAUUGAACAACUUAAUUGCUGAUAAGUCUGUUCUGAAAAACAAGGAGUGGCAGUUCCAACUCCAGAUCAUUGACUGGCAGAUGAAGGUCUCCAAAGCCAGUUUUGAGCGAAGUUCCAUACCCGACCCAAUCCAUCUAAGUGAGGUUCAGAAUAGCUUGACCAAAAUUCAGGCAAUUCUCAUUCAGCUGAAAAACUUUUGGGAGAGUGUUGCUCAAAUGCUGGACUCCCUGGAAAAAAAGACCUUUGUUGGAGAAGAUCUUAUCGAGGACCUUUGUGAACUGAAAGAUGAAUUUGUACAAUCCAUCAGAGCAGCUAAAGUGGCUUGGGGCUGCUUUGCUGCAGGCUGUAACAAAGCAUCUGCCAUAUUUAAACUCAACACCAGAGAUGCCUACAAGUUUCUGGAGGUCAGUCCUUCCUCUCUCUCUAAAGAGGAAUGGGCUAAAGAGUAUGAUAGUGUAAAGAAACAACUGGAGGAAUUAGGCCCACCAAAACAUGUGACAAGCCCUGAAACACCUGCCAUUGAAAACUGAUCUACACGGGUACAUCAUCCCAUUUAUCUUCUUUCUCAUGAUAGAGAUCACCUGGGAUGAAGAUGAAAUAUAUUAGCCUACUUAUAAACAUGCCUAAAACAUACAUUCUAAGAGUUUAUAUAUCCUCUUUUUUCUUCAAAUAAAGCAUGAUAACAUUAUUUUUGACUUUUGUUUUUGUUUCAAAUAAUCUUGCGUUUCUGAAUCUUCAAGUCAUAAAUAUUCUGUCAUCUCAAACUGCUUUUGAUCUCACUGUAUACACAAAAAUGAU
Messenger RNA from Paramisgurnus dabryanus, 2263 nucleotides. RefSeq lists its product as uncharacterized. Lineage: Eukaryota; Metazoa; Chordata; Actinopteri; Cypriniformes; Cobitidae. The record is from RefSeq and is a predicted model, not a curated record.